AUGACCUCAGAAUUCCCUCGCGCCCUGGCCGGCCCCUCUUCUAAGGAAAGGAAGUAUGAUCGUCAGUUGCGGCUCUGGGCUGCUAGUGGACAGCAAGCCCUAGAGGAAACUCGGGUGCUUUUGGUCAACUCUGAUGGACCAUGGGGAAAGAGGAGCACGGGUGUAUCAGGCGUAGCCGGCGUCGAAACGCUUAAGAAUCUCGUCCUUCCAGGCAUUGGGGGCUUCACCAUUGUUGAUCCUGCCGUGGUUACUGAACCAGAUCUCGGAGUGAACUUCUUCCUUGAAAAUGAAAGCCUCGGCAAGUCAAGAGCCGAGGAGACAUGUCGAUUGCUGAAAGAGUUGAAUCCUGAUGUAGAGGGCAACUUCAAAUCCAAGCCCAUCGCGGAAAUUCUCCAAGAGGACCCCGGGUUCCUGACACAGCAUAAGCUGGUUUUGAUAUCGGGUCCCAUUAAGCAUUCAUCCUUGCAAUCUCUUUGCCGUGAUGCCAAAGCGCUAGGGAUCCCCGUCCUCUAUACGCGAUCUGUGGGAUUUUACUCUAUAUUUUCUCUUCAACUUCCAACUGUGUUUCCCAUAGUAGAGACCCACCCAGAUCCAGAAUCGACGCAGGAUCUCCGUCUCCUCAACCCCUGGCCGGAGUUGGCUGCGGCGGGUGCCAGUAUCACCAACCUAGACAGUCUUGAUGAUCAUCAGCACGGCCACGUACCAUACGUAUUACUACUCCUUCACUAUUUGGAGAAGUGGAAGGAGGCUCAUGGCGGAUCUGUUCCUUCCAACUAUAAGGAUAAAACAGCUUUUAGGGACUUCGUACGCUCCAGCGCGCGAACAAAUAACCCCCAGGGCGGCGAGGAAAAUUAUGACGAGGCUGUGGCCGCCGUGCUCAAAUCUCUUAACCCAUUCAAUCUACGCAGCUCCACCAGAGAAAUAUUCCAGCUGGAAGAAUGCAAGCAGCUGACCAUAGACUCUGCUGAUUUUUGGGUCAUUGCGUCUGCAGUGCGCGAAUUCUAUGAAAAGUACCAAGUGCUCCCUCUACCCGGCUCGCUGCCCGAUAUGAAAGCCCAAACGGCGGACUAUGUCUCACUACAAAAGAUAUACAAAACAAAAGCGAGGAAAGAUAUCACAGAAGUCACGGAGACCGUUCGAAGGAUUGAAUCUCAGUUACGACGCGCUGCUGGAGUCUCCGACAAGGAUAUUGAAAUAUUUUGCAAAAACGCUUCCCACAUCCAGGUGAUUCGUGGUCGUAAUAUCCCACAAGUGGAAGGGGAUUCACAAACGAAGAAACGUUUCCAGGUUGAGCUUGGUAACGAAGAAUCUCUUAUCCCUGUUGUUCUAGCAUUUCAGACCUUGGAUAUUGUGGUGACCGGGAUUCAAGAGGGGAGAUAUUCCGAGGCCGCCCUUGAUGAUGAAACAGUGUGGUCUUCUGAAAUCGAUCACAUUUUGGGUGCUAUUGCGGGGGGGGGUUCAGCGCCCAUUGACGAUAAAGCUAAGGGUCGAGUCUUGGAGGCUGCACAAGAGCUUCGACGAACAGAAGGCGGCGAGUUGCACAACAUUUCUUCCCUCACCGGCGGCUUAGUGGCACAGGAAGCUCUCAAAGUAAUCACUAGGCAGUAUGUACCUUUGGAUAAUACGUGCAUCUUCAACGGCAUCCACAGCAGCAGUGCCAUGUACAAGUUGUGA
Aspergillus puulaauensis is the source of this 1674-nucleotide messenger RNA. Its product is annotated as NEDD8-activating enzyme E1 regulatory subunit. Gene Ontology annotation, cellular component: cytoplasm. Gene Ontology annotation, molecular function: NEDD8 activating enzyme activity. Bases 1 to 1674 code for a protein of 557 amino acids. NCBI's taxonomy places the organism in Eukaryota, Fungi, Ascomycota, Eurotiomycetes, Eurotiales, Aspergillaceae. Gene Ontology annotation, biological process: protein neddylation. The transcript has 2 exons. The record is from RefSeq and is a predicted model, not a curated record.